Molecule: messenger RNA, 2908 nt
Organism: Stegostoma tigrinum
Lineage: Eukaryota; Metazoa; Chordata; Chondrichthyes; Orectolobiformes; Stegostomatidae
Product: zinc finger protein ZFP2-like
Exons: 2
Coding region: 989-2101 (370 amino acids)
Biological process (GO): negative regulation of transcription by RNA polymerase II
Molecular function (GO): DNA-binding transcription repressor activity, RNA polymerase II-specific
Source: RefSeq, a predicted model, not a curated record
CUAGUGACGCCAAUCACUAGGAAUGUACCCAGUGUUCCUGUUAUUUCUUUCGUCCAUUCUGCGUCCUGUCCACUAGAUGCAAAUAUUUGCAUAAAAAGUCCGAGUGUAGACUAAGGGAAAGAAUGGAGGUUUGUGCGAAUUUUACACUAUCAAAUGUUCACGAACGUUCAGAUUGGUCUGAUUCUGCAGUGGAGCUAUCAGGAAAGGCAAAAAGGAGAUUUGCCGAAAGAGGGCCUGUUUAAUCGGUGCUUUGUGCUGAACUGUUUUACUGCUGCUCAGUGAAGCGUCCCCUUCCUGAUGGGCUCUUACUGAAAAUGAGACUGAAAUGAAAAUGAGGAAAAAGUGAUUAUCUGGGAGUUGCAGGGUCUGAGAAUUCUUGUUGGUGUUGAGAAACCAUCUACAGUGAGAGACAGAGGAAGUCCUUCUGCAAGUGGAAGUCUCAACUUGUCCAGCUCCUUUUAAAAUAAGGAUCAGACCAGAUUAAAUAAUGUUCGGUACAGAAAAAAUUACAGGAAGGACAAAAACUGCAGUGCAUCCAGAACAUCAAAGAGUGGCUCUCCAGCAAAAUCAUCUUCUGAAAAUCCAGUCAAGAGAACUGAACUUCAGUGCAUUAUAGGAAGCAAAACUAAUUAUCACUAUUGAACACUCUCCAAAACCAAUGUUUCGAAAACCAGGGUGAGCUUUGAGUUUACUUAUUCCAGAGGACAAAGGGAUUUGUAUGAGCAUAGUUGCACAAGCCCUGACUUUCACACACGACUGAUAAAAUUCUUGAAGCAUUGGUACAUCCAUUAAGGUAAGAAUCUACUAAAAUCUGAACUGAGGAAGUAGCUUCAACCGUUCUUUUGACUAGACACUCAAAACUAAGUUCAGUGAACAGCAAGAGGUGGGAGAAGAGAUUUUCACACUGUCAGACCUCCUAACAUGGGUAUAUGGGAACCGGCAAGAAUUCAGUUGUAAGGAUUUAAAGUCACAGUGUUGUUGUCAACAUAUGUACAGGUACAUGGGAGAGAAACCAUACAAGUGUGACAUCUGUGGCUGGCCCUUUGCACAGGCGUCUGGCCUUGUGGAACACCUACGCAUUCACACAGGUGAGAAACCAUUCAAAUGUGAAGUGUGUGGCAAUUCCUUUGCACAAGCAUCUACACUCCUGCAACACUGGCGGAUACAUACAGGUGAGAAACCAUUCAAGUGCAAAGUUUGUGGGAAAGCCUUCUUAAAGCAGUCACACCUUGUGGAACAUCACCGCACUCACUCAGGAGAGAAACCGUUCAAGUGCAACAUUUGUGCCAAAGCUUUUGUGACAUCCUCGCGUCUGCUAGAACACCAGCGCACCCACACAGGUGAGAAGCCCUUCAGGUGUGAGAAUUGUGACAAAGCUUUCACACUUUCCUCACUACUUUUGAAACAUCAGCGCACUCAUGCCACUGAGAAACCAUUCAAGUGCAAAAUUUGUCGCAAAGCUUUUACGAAGCCAUUGAUCUUCCGGGUACACAAAUGCAUUGGGAAAGACACAAAGCCCUUCUGGUGCACAGUUUGCAAAAAAACUUUCUGUAACUCAUCGUACCUUCGUGUUCAUCAACGCAUGCAUACAGGAGAAAGACCGUUUCAUUGUAAAUAUUGUAACAAGUGUUUCACGCAGUCAUCAAGUCUCCAACAACACCAGCGUAUCCACACACAGGAGAGACCAUUCAGGUGUGAGAUUUGCAACAAAGAUUUCUGUAACUCCUCAUACCUGCGUGUACACCAACAAGGCCAUACAGAUGAGAGACCAUUCAGAUGUGAGAAUUGUAAUAAAGAUUUCUGCAGCUCAGCAUACCUUGUGGUACACCAGUGUAUCCACACUGGUGACAAACCAUUCAGGUGUGAGACUUGCGACAAAGCUUUCCUGAGCUCGUCAUACUUCCUGAAACACCAGUGUGUCCCAACGUCUGAUAAACCGUUCAAAUGUGAGUUUUGCAAUAAAGGUUUCACACAAUUAUCAGACCUGACAAAACACCAGCAUACCCACACAGGGGACAGACGAUUCCAGUGCAGUAGCUGCCAAAACUGCUUCACCUAUUCCUCCUCUCUAGAAAUACAUAAAUGUACCAGUUUGGGAUAAAAUCUGUUCCACUACCAAGUUCCUCCGUUACAAAGUACUGUGUAUCAAAACAGGGUGAAAAACAUUGUUUUACAUUCUAUACAGGCAGAUCAUACCAUAUAAAGUAUACCAUGGCAAUAGGACAGUGUGCAGAAUACAAUGUUGCAAGCUGAAAAGAAGGUGCAAAGAGAGAUCAGUAUUAAAAUUUGAGAGGUCUGUUCAAAGAUCUGAAAGCAGCUUCAAAGAAUUGUCCAAGUUUUUUGUCCAUACUCCUCACCCUCACCCAGAACCACUGCAACUGUACUGUGAGAACAGCAGAAUUUCCAGUGUGGAUGUCAUCACUCAAACAUCAGGAACAUCUAGCAUUGCUUCUCAUCUGUGUAUCCACAGCAGUAAGAAGCCGUGGAGGUGCACCGCUUUCAGGGCAGCCAUUUACCAAAGUGACCAGUUCAUUCCACAAAGGCAAAACUUCAAACAGUAAUGUCAGUAUAGUGACAGACUGUAUUGGUACGUUUCUGAGCAUAAUUCAAGAAGAAAUAAAUCUAUUCCAAUGCAUCUAUUUUACAAGAACAUGUCAUGUCAUAUGCUUGCAUGAGAUACAUUUCUUGCAGGUAUUCAGAUUUCCAGUUAUGUUUCUUUGUUAUGCUCUUAUUUGACAGACCAUUUUUUUCAAAAAGAAAAUAAUGUGCAAAAGAACACAAGUGUCAGGGUUGUACUUAAAUGCCAAAGGCAAUCUGUAAUAUACAAGGUUUAAAAAGUGGAACAACUUACUAUGUAUUUGUAUAGCUUGUGUUGCAACAUUCAGAAUUAAAAUGAGAUACAUGAGUU